AUGUCUGUCCAGCACAGCACAACACAUCCGGCGGGGCCAAGCGGGUUGCGUUGUUCUGAUGAGGGGUCUAGUCUCGGCUACCUCCAGCUCGGUGUGGCCUUGCUCGUGUGGGCAUGUCUUGUCUACCUGGAGGACCGGCUCGGGCCAAUGGGCACCCUCUCUGUCGCCUCCCCAAGCCCACCCCAAACCGGUGAAAGCCCCGCAGCAAAAGCUUGGCGCUGGGGCUGGUCUAGGUCAGUGGCCAUUGGGUCGUUCAUGCCUGCACGCACAGGUAGUACCUUCGUGGGCCUGGAGUAA
Molecule: messenger RNA, 297 nt
Organism: Clonostachys solani
Lineage: Eukaryota; Fungi; Ascomycota; Sordariomycetes; Hypocreales; Bionectriaceae
Source: the annotation of a GenBank genome assembly